AUGAGGCUAUGGUCAAUAUUGGUCGUUAUUGUGUGUUUGAUGGUGUUGGAUGUUUCCGCGGCUCGCAAUUCUGUGUUGCCUCGCACAAAGAAAGAAGCGCAAAGAGCGUUUGUGGUUCUCUUGGUUCAAAGUAAGGGUGUGCUAUUAAUGGUUGCGGAUAAGAAGAGUAAGGGAUUACAUUAUCAGUUACCAGGGGGUCGAGUUGAUGAGGCAGACUUCAAACAGCUGGGUAUCAAACCUGACGCACGGACCCUCGUUGAAGAAGACAUGAUUAAGGUAGCUCGAAUAGCGGCAGCGCGCGAGAUAUUUGAAGAAACCGGGUUCACUUUGGAACCGGAAAAGCUACAGUAUAUAUCGGCGAUUUCUGAGAAAAUUGCCACCAAUAGAAAGCGGAACGGCUACAUGAGAGGCACUCAACUACCCAGCAAGCUCUAUUUCACAGCCGAGAUCCCGUACGAACAAUUCCUACGACAGUCAGUCGUCCUAAGUUCCGAACAUAUCGGUUACGUGCUUGAACCCAACUACAGAAAGGUGCCCGACAUGAUCAAAGACCACUCAGGCGGUGACAAUGCAGACGCGUUCAAAAUGCUGCUAAGAGAGACCGGCGAUAAAAUCGUCUUCCAGUGA
This is a messenger RNA of Gregarina niphandrodes, 627 nucleotides long. RefSeq names its product NUDIX domain protein. Lineage: Eukaryota; Apicomplexa; Conoidasida; Eugregarinorida; Gregarinidae. The coding region runs from base 1 to 627 and encodes 208 amino acids. The record is from RefSeq and is a predicted model, not a curated record. The transcript has a single exon.